Maylandia zebra (zebra mbuna) is the source of this 2287-nucleotide messenger RNA. It is a transcript of the gene nptx2b, whose product is annotated as neuronal pentraxin IIb. Lineage: Eukaryota; Metazoa; Chordata; Actinopteri; Cichliformes; Cichlidae. The record is from RefSeq and is a predicted model, not a curated record.
CACCACACUGUGAGCUCCGUUCGUGCCAGGAAUAGUUCCGUUAUCACAAGCCACAUUAAUGGGCUUACACUCCCCUGAUCGCAUUUUCCACUCCUGAUUUUGCCGGUCGGACAUCAUGUCGCUACUUUGUAAAGAUAGUUAUACAUGAUGCUUUUUGCGCAGACCCGUUUGGAGUACACUUUUACGCACUGAACUCAACAUCGGGCUCGCGUUGGAGUGCUGAGAAUUUAACUGUGAGGUUUUCACCUCUUUCUUGAACUCUCUGAGCGACACAAGCCGCCGGUAUGUUUUCACUCUUGUCCGGGAUGUUAUGUUUUUGUGCUCUGGGAUGUGGUCAGCUAACAAACAGGCAGGCAGACGAUGGAAAGCGCUACAUUUGCCGGGCAAUACCCCUCACGGGCGAUGCCAGUUGCCCUGUGACUUUGCUACCCGAGUUAAAUGCCGGGGGUCAGGAAGAAGAGCUCAGAAACACGGUCAUGCAGCUAAGGGAGACGAUUUUACAACAGAAAGAAACGAUUUCCAAACAGAUUGGCACCAUCAACGAGCUUACCACCAAGCUGUCUCUGUGCGCGUCAGCAACCACCGAUAGAAAGUACGACAAAGGGGGAACAUGGGGCAAAGACAAACAAAACACGAUGGGGGACGUUCCCGGGGAUCCAAAUGAAACUAUCGACAAUCUUGGAAAAACCAUGCAGGGGCUCAAGGACCGACUGGAAAACCUUGAGCAACAGCAAAUGAGGGCCAACAUAUCUGGAGCCUCGUUCCCCAGUGAGCUCCGUGACCUGCUGCAGCAACGUCUUGGAGAACUGGAGAAACAGCUCCUGAAAAAAGUCAGCACCUUGGAGGCGGAAAAGAGCAUGCUGUCCAAUGCCACAGCUGCCUACAGGCUGAAAACAGAGAGCACUCUAAACGCAUUGGUAGAGAGGAUCAAUGAGUUGGAGAAAGGCGGAGGAGACUUCAUACCCCCAGAACAGUUUAAGCUGUCCCUGCCCCAGCGUACCAAUUACCUGUAUGGCCGUAUCACCAAGAGCUUGCCAGAGAUGUAUGCUUUCACUCUCUGCAUGUGGAUCAAGUCCAGCGCCAGCCCUGGCAUAGGCACGCCUUUUUCUUACGGUGUACCAGGGCAAGCAAAUGAGAUUGUGCUGAUUGAAUGGGGCAACAACCCAAUUGAGCUUCUCAUUAAUGACAAGGUUGCUCAGCUUCCCCUGGAGGUUCGCGACGGCAGGUGGCACCACAUCUGCAUCUCUUGGACCACGCGAGAUGGUCAGUGGGAGGCUUACCAAGACGGGGAGAAGCUGGGAGCUGGUGACAACCUGGCAGCCUGGCACCCCAUCAAACCUGGAGGAGUGAUCAUCCUGGGGCAGGAGCAGGACGUGGUGGGCGGGCGCUUUGAUGCCGGACAGGCUUUCGUGGGCGAGCUGAGUCAGGUGAACAUUUGGGAUCGCGUUCUGAAGCCCGUCGAGAUCCAGUCUAUGGCCAACUGCACUUCGUACGUCCCUGGGAAUGUCGUCUCCUGGCUGGCGAGCAACGUCGAAGUUUUCGGGAGGGGAGCGUUCAAGCGGCCCUUGGAGAUAUGCCAGGAGAGGUUGCCCAACGCUUAAAAAAACCUCUCAGCCUGUCAUUUGAUUUGUUAAUGUUUCCAUCCAUUCAACUUUUUUUAUUUUAAGUAGUCUGUUCAUACUGUGAGGCAGCUUGUUCAUUUUAUUUUUUUAUAGUUGGAUGCUUUUCGUAGUCUGGUUUACAUUUACAGCUUUGAGAUUACUGAACCAAUUCUGAAAAAGACCCCCUGAGAUUACAGCUGUGACAUUUUGACCGUUUGGUGUGAUCCAGCGUUCAGGGCCACACAUCUAAGUGUGUAUUGUUUCGCCCAGGCUGAUCACAAUCACCUCUGCUUGCGGUUUCCAGUGGCAAUUAGAGCACUCCUUAGUGACAGCAGUUUCUUCAUCACGAUUAGGAUACUUGGCUUCAACAGCCGUAGUAACAUAAGGCCGUAGGUAUUGGUGCUAAGACGUAAAAUGACCCCCCCCCACACACACACACACUCACUCUGAAGCUCUGAAGUAAAGAAAAUCCACUCUAGUGCAGCACACUUGUAGUAUGACAAACACAUUAAGGUUCAGACCGACGUUGCCAUUAACAUGUGAGCGAGUGUUGCGUGCUGUGUAGGAGGAAAGAUUAAAAGGGUGGCUAAUGUUAUGCCACCUCUUUAACCAAGCAAUAGCACUGAGCCAACAGCAAUCUGAUCCUCACAUGUUUGGCUCUUUUAAAGGGAUAAUACUAAAAAAAA